CAAAAAAAUAUUUUUGCAUUCCAUUGCAAAAAUUUUGUGAAUACAGUUGAAGUAAAAAAAGUGAAUCGUUGCAGGAAAAAAAGUUAAUAAUUAAUAAAAUAAUUAAGUAGAUAAAAAGAAAACUAAAAAACUUGUUAACCCAGCUAUUUUGUUUUGUUAUCAUAUAAAAAAGAAAACGAAAAAGAAAUCUACAAACAUGCCAACUGAAGAACAGAAUGUUGCCAAAACCUCUGAAGAGAGCACUGCAACUACCACAGAGACACUCUCCACUGAAGCCAUAGUCGAACAAGAACGUUCCGAAAAGAUUUUAAAAGCUAAAGAACUUUACAGUCAUGGUUCACGUAAUUUCUUGGUUAAAUCCUUUGCCGAGGCGGCUGAUGAAUUAAGUCAAGUUUGUGCUCUCUAUGAAGAAUUAUAUGGCGAAUUAUCCGAUGAAUUGGGUAUGCCCUAUUUACUCUAUGCCAAAUCUCUUAUAGCAUUGGCUUUAGAUGAAAACAAAGUUAUCGAUGUACCCGAUGAGGAAGAAGAUGAUAAUGAGGAUGAUGAGGAAGAAAAUGGUGCUGAAGCUGCUGCUGAGACAACAAAUGGUAAAGCUAAAGAGGCCGCUGCUGUCGGUACAAAUGGCACUAAAUUGGAGAGUAUAAAAGAAGAUGCUGUAGAUACUACAGAAGAGGUCGAUAAAAAGAAAGAUGUUGCAGAGGAAAAGAAAGAAGAUAAACCAGAAAAAAUGGAAGAAGAAUCAGAAGUUAGCAGUACUGAUGAUACUAAAACUGACAAGAAACUAGAGGAGGAGGAUGAAGAGAAAAAGCCCACAAAUGGUGAUGUUGCUGCAAAUGGUUCGGCAGAAAAGGCACAAACUUCAAUUGCCAUUGAUGAUGGUGAAAAGCCAUCAACAUCUAAUGGUGAAGCUGGUGCAGAAGAAGACGAUGAAGAAAAUGAAGCGGCCUCCAACCUUCAAUUAGCUUGGGAAAUCCUUGAAUUGGCAGCAAAAAUCUUCUCCCGCCAGGGCGAACGUGGUCUACCCAAUUUGGCAGAGGUACAAACCGAAUUGGCCAAUAUUGAAUUUGAAAAUAAUAUUUUAGAUUCAGCACGUGAUGACUAUGAAAAAGCCUUAAUUAUUUACAAAGAAUUACCCAACAACUAUCGUCGUGCUAUGGCUGAAAUUCAUUAUAAAAUCGGUUUAACAUUUUUAAUGCAACAGCAAAAUAAAGAAGGUGCCGCUUCAUUGAAGGAAGCCUGCAAUCUAAUUGCAGGAGAAAUUGAAGAAAUUAAAAAAUCAACAGAACUUACUGAAAAGGAUAAGAAUAAUAUACAAGAUAUGGAGGAAACGAAACAGGAGAUUGAGGCAAAAAUUACAGAAAUUGAAGAAACACAAGCACAGAAUAUUGCUGAAGUACGUGCUGCUUUAGAUAGUUACAUUAAACCACUCAGUAGUGGUGAUGUAGAUGCUGGCUCUUCAAAAUCUGCAACAGCAACAGCAGCCACCGCCGCCGUCGCCGCUGCCUCCUCGUUAACAGCAGAUGGUACAGCAGCAACAUCAGCUGCCAUAAUAACAUCUUCGUCGAAACCUAAUGAUAUUUCACAUUUAAUUAAGCGUAAAAAGCCAGAAGAGCCAACUUCAGAAGCCGAAGCUGCUGUUGCCUGUUCACCGGCCAAACGUCCUGCAGUUUAAAUUAUUUAGUUUUCUUUGUCCUGUAUCUGUAUCUGUGUGUGUCUGUUUCUUAUUUUUAUUAAUAUUAAUUUUCAUUUGUAUAUUGAGCGAGAGAAGAAAAUGAAAAAAAAAUACAAAAUGUUAUCUACACAA
This is a messenger RNA of Lucilia cuprina (Australian sheep blowfly), 1804 nucleotides long. It is a transcript of the gene Nasp, whose product is annotated as protein NASP homolog. Gene Ontology annotation, biological process: CENP-A containing chromatin assembly; DNA replication-dependent chromatin assembly. NCBI's taxonomy places the organism in Eukaryota, Metazoa, Arthropoda, Insecta, Diptera, Calliphoridae. Gene Ontology annotation, molecular function: histone binding. Gene Ontology annotation, cellular component: nucleoplasm. The transcript has 5 exons. The record is from RefSeq and is a predicted model, not a curated record. The coding region runs from base 197 to 1672 and encodes 491 amino acids.